Molecule: messenger RNA, 996 nt
Organism: Ogataea haglerorum
Lineage: Eukaryota; Fungi; Ascomycota; Pichiomycetes; Pichiales; Pichiaceae
Exons: 1
Coding region: 1-996 (331 amino acids)
Biological process (GO): post-translational protein targeting to endoplasmic reticulum membrane
Cellular component (GO): TRC complex; membrane
Molecular function (GO): molecular adaptor activity; protein binding
Source: RefSeq, a predicted model, not a curated record
AUGUCGGUACAAGAACUCAGACUAAAGGGCAACGAGAAAUUCAAAAACUGCAAUUAUCCAGGGGCCUUGAUCCACUACACCGAGUGUCUAAACCUCGAUCCAAGCGCCUAUGCUAUCUACUGCAAUAGGGCGGCGGCCUUGAUCAAACUGGAUUGCAUGAAAGAGGCAGAAGAGGAUCUGAUCAGAUCUCUGGAAAUCAACCCAGACUAUGUCCCCAGCUUGUGCAGACUCGGGUUCCUUUACCUUUACGAGGGAAACACUGUCAAAUCAUUGGAAAACUACGUGAAAGCCGUCCAAGUCUGCGCUAGAGAACCGCACCAGCUGGACAAAUUCAAAGGACGGCUGAAAGAGGCCGUCCGUCUGGCAGAAGGUCGCGCAAAACAACAGGGAUAUCCGCAAGACUACAUUGACAGCAUUGUCCCCUCCACAGUGAGAGCGAUUUUGGACAAUUACAGGGGCUUGACGGGCGAAGAUGCCGGGCAAAGUACAGUGUCCAGUAAUGCUACGAAUCCAUCCGGAGAUUCGUCAAUACCCCGUGGGCGCAGUUUUGCAACCGCGAUCACGGGUACCCCGAUGUCGUUGGCCAGCCUUUUCGGCCAGGGACUGAACCGCGGGGUGAACACCUCCAUCCGAGUCGAGACUGGGCAGCCGUCACGUGACGAGAAUCAGGCGGACAGAAUGGACGAGGAUCCAGAGGUGGAUAUUUCCGACGUGGAAGCUACUAAUCGGCAAAUACACGAGCGGGUCCAAAACUUCAUGAGACAACAGCAGGACCAGCCUCUGCAGCCCAUGGCGCUAGCCCGGAGCCUUGCAUCAACCAUCACGUCGCAGUUCCAGAACGAGCCUCAAGGAGGAAAUCUGGCAGACCAGAUAGCUCGCGGAAUUUCGACUUUCAUGGGGCAAACACAGGGUGAACCACAGCAGUCAGCACCAGCGCACUCGUCAACGGGAGACAACCUGCAGGAAAUGGGCGGGCUUCAAGACGAUUUGGACUGA